AUGUCAACUCCCGAUUAUUACAAAAUCCUAGGCAUCGUCCAGAAUGCCACCCAACAACAGAUCCGAAGUGCAUAUAAGCGGGAAUCACUGAAAUCCCACCCCGAUCGAGUCCCCGUCGACUCGCCAGAGCGACCCGAACGCACUCGAAAGUUCCAAGAAAUCAACGACGCCUACUUCACCCUAUCAGACCCCACACGCCGCCGGGAAUAUGACGCUACCCGGGCAGCGGAGGAGGAAGCGGAUGUCCCACCCACCGGUGGUUUCUCCUGGUCCGAUUUUGGAUUCGGUGGAAACCGUGAUGAACGAGACAACAGUCAGUUUGGCUCCGUAUUCGAGGAGAUGCUACGCGAGGAGGGUCUCGCCGAGGAGGGAGACGGCAGCCGAACUGGCUCAACCGGGCGAUUCUGGGCACUGGUUGGCGGUGUCAGCGGUGGUGCUAUGGGCUUCAUUGUUGGCAACUUUCCUGGUGCGUUGGCUGGCGCUGUGGCGGGUAAUCGUCUCGGCGCGGUCCGCGAUGCUAAGGGCAAAAGUGUCUACGAGGCUUUUUUGGACCUGCCGAACACUGAUCGGACGCGGCUCCUGGGUGAGCUAGCGGCUAAGGUCUUCCAGUCCACUAUGGGACGCUAA
This is a messenger RNA of Penicillium roqueforti, 627 nucleotides long. RefSeq names its product putative DnaJ chaperone (Caj1). The transcript has 4 exons. NCBI's taxonomy places the organism in Eukaryota, Fungi, Ascomycota, Eurotiomycetes, Eurotiales, Aspergillaceae. The coding region runs from base 1 to 627 and encodes 208 amino acids. The record is from RefSeq and is a predicted model, not a curated record.